CGCUCCUCGCUACCGGCCCCCCUGGCCACCCAGGGGCCAGGCUUGUCAGGGGGGCGGAAGCGCGGAGGGGGACGCUUCGGGGGUAUUGAGGCGCCGGUCUUACGGAUCCUCCUCGGGGCGCUGUUGCCUGACUUCGCCGCCGCGGCCUCCAGCAGGGUGUGCGCUCUCCGGGCUGGGGAAAGGCGGAGCACCAUGGUGGAGAAGCGGUGCCCGCGGCUGCAGCGGGACGGUGUGUACCGCUGGUUCUCUGAGCUGCCUUCCCCGCAGCGUGUGGAGUUCCUCUGCGGCCUCCUGGACCUUUGCAUCCCGCUGGAGCUGCGCUUCCUGGGCGCCUGCCUGGAGGACCUGGCCCGAAAGGACUACCACUCCCUACGUGACUCUGAAAUCAAGGCCAACAACCCCGCCGACCUGGGGAGCCUCACCAACCUGACGGACGAGGUGGUACGCAGCAAACUUCUGGUGUCUCUCGCCCUGCUCGGGUCUGCCCACCGUGAGGCAGCCGGAGUCCUCUUCCGUACCCUCACCCACAUCGAUUCGGUCAUCAACAACUAUGGGCUACAACUCAACGACGGCCGCACAGGGGACGAGUUCCUGUUGCUCUUUACAAUGGCAUCCAACCAUCCUGCUUUCAGCUUCCACCAGAAACAGGUCCUGAGGCAAGAGCUCACCCAGAUCCAGAAUAUCAUGGCCAGCACCAGCAAGAAUCCCAGCACCUCUACCCUCGAUGCUAUGCCAACCUAUCCUGGCUGCCAUAAGGUCACUCCAAGAUCCGAGACCCCCAUCAACAGUGUCAGUACUAGUUUAGAAAAUGUACUACAUACAUCAGCACAUUCCAGUGAGGAGUCAUUACCCAAGAGGCCUUCAGGGAAACACUCCAAAGUGAGUGUUGAAAAAGUAGAACUAAAGGGACUGGCACACAAGAAGAAUGAAAGAAAUGUUGAAUAUUCCUUUGAGGUCCUGUGGUCUGAUUCUUCAAUGACAUUGGUAACCAAAUCUUCCAUUGAAGUGACUGAAUUUAUUUCAAAGCUAUCUCAGCUGUAUCCAGAAGAAAACUUGGAGAAAUUCAUUCCUUGCCUAGCUGGUCCAGAUUCAUUUUACCUAGAACGGAACCACAUGGACCUGGAAUUGGACCUUAGGUGUUUGGCACCAUUACCUUCCCAUAUGGUGAAAAAUGACUACGUUAGAAAGUUCUUCAGCACUUCAUCUCCUUCACAGCAACUUCAGAGCUCAAAUCCUGGUGACCCCUCCCUUUAUAAAGUAGGAGCUACACUGGGAACAUCUGGAAGACCUAUAUGUGGAGUGACUGGCAUUCAGUCUUCUCAGAAUCACAUUCAGCACUCAGCUGCUGCUGCCGUUGCACUACCCCACUGUUCCCAUGCAGGAGGUACUGGCUCAUCGUUGGCCUAUCGCACCCAGGUGGACACCUCUUCUUCACCCAUGUUAAUGUCUUCCAGUCCACAGACCCCUCAGAUGCAGGAGCAAAAUGGGAUCUUAGACUGGCUCAGGAAACUGCGGUUGCACAAAUACUAUCCUGUCUUCAAACAGCUCACAAUGGAAAAGUUUCUGAGUCUUACUGAGGAAGAUCUGAAUAAGUUCGAAUCCCUCACCAUGGGAGCAAAGAAGAAGCUCAAGACCCAGCUAGAGUUGGAGAAAGAAAAGUCAGAGAAACGGUGCCUAAACCCCACAACACCUUCUUCAGUUACCAGCAGCGGUGUGGCAAGGGUUCCCCCUACUACACUCGUAGGGCAAAUCCAGAGUAUUCAUGGCAACCAUGCUUCAGAGCUGCGAGUGGAUGUGGAUCAGCCAGCACACCCACUGCCCCCUGAGGGCAGCUCUUCGGAGUACUCCAGCUCUUCUUCCAGCCCCAUGGGGAUCCAGACAAGGGAAGACAGCUCGGACAGCGCUGAGGAGAAUGAGAGGCGUUUAGAGAUUCACUUAGAUGGUUCAGAAAAGGAGAAGUCAGUGAUGUUACUGAACCAUUUCACUUCAAGCUCUACCAGACCCACAGCUCAGGUCUUACCAGUGCAAAAUGACAUGGGCUCCAAUCCGUCCAGCCACCAUGCUCUGCCCAUGCAAAUGAUGUCAGCAACCUCUACUCACAUCACCCCCAUUCGGAUGCUAAACUCAGUGCAUAAAUCAGAGCGUGGAAAUGCAGACAUGAAGCUACUUUCAUCGUCUAUGCAUUCUCUUUUAUCUUUAGAAGAAAGAAAUAAAGUUUCUCCUGGAUCUAGGAGCAGCAUAAAAGUGGAAAAGAGCUUUGGAAAUACAGUGGUGGAUGUAAUGUCUGCAUCUUCUCCCCACCAGCCCUUGCAAGUGCUGUCAGGGGCCACUGAGAACAUCUCACCCACUUCUACUAUUAAUUUUGGUCCUCGAGCCAAAGCUGUGCAUGCUUCAACUCUGGACAGAGUGAUAAAAACAGCUCAGCAGCCAGGAUUAAUAGUAGAAACGAGUACUGCUGCCACUGUAACAUCCAGCACGGUCUUCCAUGUGGCUCGUCCACCCAUCAAACUCCUGGUGUCUUCAUCUCUUCCUACUGAUUCUGCCAUUGCUGGACAGACUUCCUGCUCCAGUAAUAUGCAAAUAACAGUGUCUCCUGCAAUAAUAAAUCCUCGAACUGCUCUGUACACAGCCAACACCAAAGUUGCCUUUUCUGCAAUGAGCAGUGUGCCAGUGGCGCCAAUUCAAGGCAGCUUCUGUGCAAACAGCAACACAGCCUCCUCCAGCAGCCACCCCUCCAUGUCUUUUGUGACCAUGGCCAAUCUGCCCAGCUGCCCCGCACCCAGCUCCAGCCCCACGCUCUCCUCUGUUGCCGAGAACAACUUCUACAGCAGCAGUAGCAGCAGUGGAUCCGCAGGGAGCAUCCCAGUACCAAACCAGAACCACCACCACCAUCACCACCAGCAGCUUCAGCCGCCUGGGUGCAUGGUGUGCAGCUCCUGCGGGUGUAGUGGGAACUGUGGAUCAAGCGGUAUGACCAUCAGCUACACUAACUAUUUUCAGCACCCGUUUUCAGGCCCGUCAAUGUUUACUUUUCCAUUUCUGCCCUUCAACCCUUUGUGUAGUAACAGCUACAUCAACACGCAGCAGUACAACAGCAGCACAGCAUUCCCCAUGGUCCACACCACUUACAACAGUGGUAUAGCACCAGACUCUGUGAUGACUGGACAGUCGACGUUUGCGGUACCACCAGUGCAGAACUUUAUGGCAGGGACAGCAGGGGUGUAUCAGGCACAGGGAAUGAUGGGAAACAGCAAUGGUUCAAGUCACAAAAAAAAUGUGAAUCUCUCCUGUUACAACUGCGGGGCCAGUGGUCACAGAGCUCAGGACUGCAAACAGCCUCCAAUGGAUUUCAAUCGACAAGGUAAAGCAGAAAGAGGGACUGAUACAAGACAUGGCUUACACAUGGAGUGCUGUGCUUAGCCAAGGGGAAUGGGUGCAUGCCCUGAGGGCUGGAGGGAGGCUGAUGGCAGUGCCCUGUCUUUAACUUCUGAUUUGCAUAAACAAAAAUUUGUUCUUGAAAGCUGGUGGGGUUUAGCUGUAUUUGUAAAUUGAACUUGGUUUUGUGCAGACCCAGUGCAAGGACACAGGGCCCAAGUAUGGUCCAGGGUCAGACCUGGGUGCUCUGAAAGGCAAGGGGAGAAGCAUGGAGGGAGGGAAGGAGCUUCUGUUGAUAGGUUGCAGCUGAACUGUUGCUGCUUAUACCUUGUCAUCCAGGUCAUCUUUGGUUCUAAUGGCAAGUUCCCCUGGAAGUUUACCAGCUGAACAGCUCUGUUCCCCCUUUCCCUUCCUCCCCAAAAUAGUAACCUAAAUGAAGAAUUACUGUUCAGAUGCUCCUGAAGGUCCUGUGUUUGCUGCUAUAAUUUUUUUUUAGGGCAUAUUGCUUACACAGUUAUAGCCCAGGCUUCUUCAGGAGAGAGAUGAAAUCCUUAAUUUCAGGUGGGAAACUGCUAAGAUAGAGACAUUACUUUUGCUGAGAGCACUUUCUAGUCCCAUUUUAAUUUAUUUUGAUUGACAUACUGUGGUGGGAUAAUUUGCAUGUGGUAUAGGUUUAAAAAAUGAAAUAUGAACUUUUGACUGGAGGGAACUGCACUGAGGUGCUCAUUUUACACAGUGUCUUGUCUGUAGUGGGUGUCUGUAUUUGGUUUUAUAUGGUGCAGACAAGUAUUUGAACACUAUAAAAAGUUACUCUAGUUUUGAGGCAGCAAUUGAGAGCACUGCUAAAAUGUACAUAAUUAAUGGUGUUUCUGUGGAUAAUAUUUUGAUAGUGGC
Messenger RNA from Pezoporus flaviventris, 4269 nucleotides. Its product is annotated as zinc finger CCHC domain-containing protein 14-like. Bases 193 to 3420 code for a protein of 1075 amino acids. The transcript is spliced from 12 exons. Gene Ontology annotation, molecular function: nucleic acid binding; zinc ion binding; phosphatidylinositol binding. The record is from RefSeq and is a predicted model, not a curated record. Lineage: Eukaryota; Metazoa; Chordata; Aves; Psittaciformes; Psittacidae.